AUGGAGCUUCGUUCUCGCAGAAGACUUUCCGGACCCUCCGUCAACGGUGAUGGUGAGCACGGGCAAAGUGGUUUGUGCAAUGAAGAAGAUGAAAGCAAUCACAUGGGUGGUGGUGAUGGCUCUGAUGAAGAAUUCUCUCUUCCAUCUUCAGAUUCUGAUGAUAAUAGCUUUGGUCCCGACAAUGAGCAACAACCAGCUGAGCAAUCAGAAACAUCUCAAAAAAAGAAAUACUCUAAGUCAAACAAGAGGCGCAGAAAGAGGUCAGGGGCUUUAUUGAUGUGGGAAGUUUGGGAAGAAGAGCAUGACAGAUGGAUUAAUGAGAAUUUGACUGAAGAUGUUGAUUUUGAUCAUCAGCAUGGAUUGAUAGCUGAAGCUGCUGAGGCACCAUCUGAGUUGAUUAUGCCUUUGUUAAGGUACCAAAAGGAAUGGUUGGCCUGGGCUUUGAAACAGGAAGAGUCUUCAACCAGAGGGGGAAUUCUUGCAGAUGAGAUGGGAAUGGGGAAGACGAUUCAAGCAAUCGCUCUUGUCCUCGCCAAAAGGGAACUCCAUCGAAAUUUUUUGGAAUUCAAUGGUCAGUCACCUUUAUCAGGCUCAUCCAGUGAUUUGACUGGAAUCAAAGCCACCCUUGUAGUCUGUCCGGUGGUUGCUGUAACUCAGUGGGUAAGUGAGAUCAAUCGCUAUACUACAAAAGGAAGCACCAAGGUCCUGGUUUAUCAUGGGGCUAAUAGAGAGAAGAGUUCUAAACUGUUUUGUGAUUACGAUUUUGUCAUAACAACGUACUCUAUUAUUGAGUCUGAAUUCAGAAAAUACAUGAUGCCUCCCAAGAAGAAAUGUGUGUACUGCGGGAACUCUUUUUAUGAAAAGAAGCUCAUGGUGCACCUAAAAUAUUUUUGUGGGCCUGAUGCUAAUAGAACAGCAAAGCAGUCCAAGCAAACUAGGAAAAAGCUGAAAACUACAUCAGCACCAUCAAAGCAGAAAACAGAAUCUGACAAAGAUAAGAGUUGGCCUAUGGAGUUUUCAGAAGUUGAACUAGGAUUGCGAAAAGAGAAAUCACUUUUGCAUUCUUUGAAGUGGGAGCGCAUCAUUUUGGAUGAGGCCCACUUUAUAAAAGAUAGACGUUGUAAUACUGCAAAAGCCAUUUUUGCUUUAGACUCUUCAUACAAAUGGGCUCUGAGUGGCACUCCCCUUCAAAACCGUGUUGGAGAACUUUACUCUCUUGUACGCUUCCUGCAAAUAGUCCCAUACUCAUAUUACUUGUGUAAGGAUUGUGAUUGCAGAACUCUUGAUUAUGGGUAUGGUUCAAGAUUCAAGCUUGUUUAUUAUCUGAGUGACCUUAUUUGUGAGCGUGGUAUAAGGUCAUCGACACAAUGUUCUAGUUGCCCUCAUAGUUCUGUGAGGCAUUUUUGCUGGUGGAAUAAAUACGUUUCUAACCCAAUACAAAAGCAUGGAAAUGCGGAUCAUGGACGAAGAGCGAUGAUAUUGCUCAAACACAAAGUAUUAAAGAACAUAGUGCUAAGACGCACAAAAAAAGGGAGGGCUUCUGAUCUUGCUCUUCCGCCUAGAAUUGUGAUAUUGAGGCGAGAUAUCCUGGAUGUUAGAGAAGAAGAUUAUUAUGAAUCAUUGUAUAAUGAAAGUCAGGCGCAAUUUAAUACAUAUGUUGAGGCGGGUACUCUGAUGAAUAAUUAUGCCCAUAUAUUUGACCUCCUAACACGCUUGCGGCAGGCAGUCGAUCAUCCUUACCUUGUGGUAUAUUCUAAAACUUCAGCACUAAAAGGUGGAAACAUGGAUGAUGCUGGUUCUGCCAAAAAUGCUUGUGGUAUUUGUCAUGAACCAGCAGAAGAUCCUGUGGUUACCUCAUGUGCCCAUGUUUUUUGCAAGACUUGCUUGCUUGAUUUCUCUGCUUCCUUGGGUGAAGUCUCGUGCCCCGUCUGUUCGAAAUUACUUACCGUUGAUUUCACUGGAAAUACGGAUGCUGGAGAUCAGACUGCCAAAACAACUAUUAAGGGGUUUAGAUCUGGUAGUAUUCUGAACAGAGUACAGCUGGAUGAUUUUCAGACAAGUACAAAGAUAGAGGCUUUGAGGGAAGAAAUUAGAUUUAUGGCUGAAAGAGAUGGUUCUGCAAAAGGAAUUGUAUUCAGCCAGUUCACAUCGUUCUUGGAUCUCAUACAUUACUCUCUCCUUAAGUCUGGCAUUAGCUGUGUUCAACUGGUGGGAAGCAUGUCUUUGGCUGCCAGAGAUGCUGCUAUCAAAAGAUUUGCAGAGGAUCCUGAUUGCAAGAUUUUCUUGAUGAGUUUGAAAGCUGGAGGUGUUGCCCUCAAUCUGACCGUUGCAUCACAUGAGGGUAAUGCUGUCCUUGACAUGGCUAUGUUGGAUAGCACUUUUGACCUCAGUGAAUUUUGCCCCAAGAACUGCAUAACCAAAGUUGUGCGCUGCUGUGGGAUUGUGAGAUUCGUCAUUGAGAAUACGGUUGAGGAGAGGAUUUUGCAGCUGCAAGAAAAGAAGGAGCUAGUGUUUGAAGGCUAUGAUGAUGAUCCUAUGAGUGGAAAUGGUUCUGAUGAUCAAUUUGACAUUCCGUCUGUGCAUACUGGCGAUAGCAGCAGCUACAGUGAUGAAAGUGGAGUGGUUGAAGAGAUGGAGGUUUUGGGCGUAAAUGGUAGAGGAAAGGCUACAGUUGGCGUUCAUGGUAUUGUGGAAACUUGUUUUGAAAGUUAUGAGAUGGAAACAGGGCUCAGUUAUGGGCAUCGACCUCGUGCUCAGCCACCAAGAGCAGCUGAAAUUGAUUUUCUUAAUUGGGUCGAAAAAGGAGAAAUACAGACUUUGAAGCAAGAAGAGUCCACAACCAGAGGGGGAAUUCUCACAGAUGAGGUGGGAAUGGGAAAGACAAUUCAGGCUGUUGCCCUUUGUUACGGUCAACAUUUUAAAUUCAUUGACUUCCACUAUAGUUGUGGGAAUGAAGAUGAAUUAGGUAUAAAAAGUGAAGUGGGUGUUGAAGGAAAGAAAAAUGUGAAAUUUAUUGAGAAUAAGGAAGAAGGUGAGGAGAACAAAGAAAGUGAAGGGAUUGUUAAAAAUAACGACGGGAAGGAGGAAACUGAAUUGAGGAAUGAGGAUGUGGAGAGUAAGGAAGGGAAGUAG
Molecule: messenger RNA, 3132 nt
Organism: Dovyalis caffra
Lineage: Eukaryota; Viridiplantae; Streptophyta; Magnoliopsida; Malpighiales; Salicaceae
Source: the annotation of a GenBank genome assembly